AUGUCGGCAGAACGCAUGAACCGCACGUUGGUGGAGAAAGCACGGUGCAUGCUCAACGAUGCAAAGCUUGCUGUUCUGGCAACACUGGCCGUUGCCCUGGCCGAAUCAAGUGAUGAGGGCCAAAUCCGCGACUCGUCGGAAGACCGUGCGAGCAGCGACUAUUCAGAAGAUUGUGGAAGCAGCGACUCGUCGGAAGAUCGUGCGAGCAGCAAGCGACCUGGCAGUGUGCGUGGUAACGGAGCUGGUGACGGGUCGGGGCGAACCGGCGGUCGAAUCUCGAGGGAUCAGCUGGCCGCUAGAAAAGCGAUUUCGCACCUUCCAAAAUUUCGUGGAGAACCGGAAGUUUGGCCGCUGUUUAUUAGCAGCUUCGAAUAUACGACGGAAGCAUGUGGGUUCUCAAACCUGGAGAACUUGAAGCGACUGCAGGACUGUUUGCAAGGUGACGCGCUCGAAGCAGUGAGGAGUCGGCUCGUUCUGCCGAAUUCCGUUCCGAACGUGAUUUGUGACCUACGGAAUCUAUUCGGAAGGCCGGAGAAGCUGCUGAAGUCGCUGCUGACGAAAGUGAGGAACGCUCCAGCGCCGAGAGCUGAUCGACUGGAGAUGUUCGUUAAAUUUGGGAUUACGGUGAAGCAGUUGUGCGACCAUCUUGAGGCUGCGCGACUCAACGAUCAUCUUAAUAACCCGAUGCUGGUACAGAAGUUGGUUGACAAGUUACCACCGAGUUACAAACUGGAUUGGGUGCGGUACAAGCAAGGAAAGGAAGAUAGUCCGCUGAGGAUGUUCACGGAUUUCAUGACUGAAAUAGUAUCCGACGUGUCCGAGGUGACGGAGUUUUCUACGCUGUCGGUGAACGAGCGAGCGUCGCAUGGGCGAGAGAAUCCUAGAAAGAAGGAGUUUGUGCAUGUGCACGACUCUGAGCAGAAGCAGAGCGAAGAACUACGCAGAGAGGUGGUCAGCCGUCCUUGCUGGAUUUGUAAACGGACGGAUCACAUGAUCAAGAGCUGCGAAGAGUUCAAGCAGAUGAACAUUGCGCAACGACUAAGGGAAGUGGACAAGCAGAAACUGUGUGGAAUCUGUCUUAACAAGCACGGUGGAAAUCGUUGUUUUUUGAAAAUCCGGUGUAUGGCGCGGAACUGCCAAGGCAAUCACCAUCCUCUAUUGCAUCGGGUGGAAGAAUCUGUUCAAUUGCAGAAAGCCAAAUCAGACUGCACGGUGAUUUUCCGGAUGAUGUCGGUGACGCUAUAUGUCGGUAAGCGACAGUACGACACUGUUGCAUUUCUGGACGAAGGGUCGUCUGCUACGUUGGUGGACGAUGGGGUGGCCAAACGGCUGAAGGCAGAAGGAACGCUUGAACCACUGAUAGUCACGUGGACCGGAAACAUCAACCGUUUUGAGAACGAAUCGCGUAGUGUAGAGAUGAUGAUGUCGGCGAAGGGCUCCAAGGAGAAGUUUUCGUUGUUCAACACACGAACGGUGUCCGAGUUGCAGUUGCCACAACAGAAUGUACGAUACGCUGAGGUGGUGAACCGUUAUCCGCAUCUUGUUGGAGUGCCGGUGAGAGAUUUUCCGUCUGGACUUCCAACGAUUCUAAUCGGAUUGGACAAUCUCCAUCUGUUCGCGCCGUUGGAGUCACGGGUCGGGGAACCUAACGAACCAAUCGCUGUGCGGUCGAAAAUCGGAUGGACGAUUUACGGAUCGGAGAAACGGAAGCCGCGUGUCCAUACUUACCUGAAUCUGCAUUGUGUCACACCAGUGAGUAACCAGGAACUGCAUGACAUGAUCCGAAAUCAGUACGUGCUGGAUGAAACUGCAGCAGCAUCAUACGCACCCCCAGAACCAAUUGAGGAGAAAAGGGCUCGCGAGAUCCUUCAAGCGACGACAAAAAGGGUAGGUAAUCGUUUCGAAACGGGCCUAUUGUGGCGUGAAGAUGAACGGCGAUUUCCGGACAGCUACCCGAUGGCCGUUCGAAGGAUGCGAGCGCUUGAGCGAAAGCUUGGGAAAGAUCCUGCGUUGAAACAGAAGGUAUGUCAGCAGAUUGAGGACUAUCAGACCAAGGGCCAUGCACACAAGAUAACUGCAGAAGAACUAGCAGAUACUCCAAGCUCGGUGGUGUGGUAUCUUCCGUUGAAUGUGGUGCUAAAUCCGAAGAAACCUGGUAAAGUGCGCAUGGUGUGGGAUGCGGCUGCAUCAGUUGGAGGAGUGUCGUUGAACUCGGAAUUGGUGAAAGGUCCGGACAUGUUGGUUCCCCUUCCGAAAGUUGUUUGCUGUUUCCGGGAAGGUCGAAUUGCAUUCGGAGGCGACAUUCAGGAAAUGUACCACCAGAUGAAUAUUCGGUGUGAAGACAAGCAAGCACUACGAUUUCUGUUCGGGACGGAUGAAAGUGGAGCACCUCAAGGAUACGUGAUGGACGUGGCAACGUUCGGCGCCACGUGUUCGCCUUGCUCCGCCCAAUAUGUAAAAAAUCUGAACGCGGGACAGUUCGCAGAGCAGUAUCCAGAAGCAGCGGCAGCGAUCAUUAAGAAACAUUAUGUGGACGAUUACUAUGACAGCGUAGAUACCGUCGAAGAAGCGAUACGAAGGGCCAAGGAGGUGAAGUACAUCCACUCGCAGGGUGGAUUCCAUAUACGAAACUGGGUGUCUAACUCGGAGGCAUUCCUAGAGGAACUCGAAGAUCGCAGUGCAAAUGGAGCAGUUCAUUUUUCCCGGGAUAAAGACGCCGAGUAUGAGCAUGUGCUGGGCAUAGUUUGGAAGCCGAUGGAAGACGUAUUCUGUUUCGCAACUAUGUCGAAAGCGGAAUCCUUUAUGGUUAUCGGUGGCGAAGAGUAUCCUACGAAGCGGAUUAUCCUCAGUUACGUGAUGGCGCAAUUCGACCCAGUGGGAUUCCUCACUCCGGUUACUAUACUUGGAAAAAUGCUGAUCCAAGAUCUCUGA
Messenger RNA from Ochlerotatus camptorhynchus, 2931 nucleotides. RefSeq lists its product as uncharacterized. Lineage: Eukaryota; Metazoa; Arthropoda; Insecta; Diptera; Culicidae. The record is from RefSeq and is a predicted model, not a curated record. Bases 1 to 2931 code for a protein of 976 amino acids. The transcript is spliced from 2 exons.